CUCACCCCCUCCUCUCCGAGCUCGAGCUCUCCCCCUCCCCUUCACGUCUACUCAUUCCCUCCUCCCUCAUCCUCCGCGUCCUCUCCAAGCUCCGAUCCUAUCCCCAAAUCGCCCUCGCUAUCGCCCCCGACCUUCUCGGCCCCGCGAGGACGAUCCUCGACCCGGCGAUCCGAUCCAAGCCCUCGGCGGUGCCGCUUCUCGAUUCGGUGCACCGAUCCAUUGCGAUUUUCUUGAUUUUAGUUAGCAUUAAUUUUAGUGUCCAAGGACUCCAAACACUCUACCACAAAUACAAUGUGCAUCAUCACAAGGGCUUUCUCUGGUCUUUCUAGAUUUCAAAGCACCUGGCGAGCCCAAAUUUUUCGAGUCAUUUGAGCUAAAACAAGAGGAGGCAGAAGAUGUUUCUUUCAAGCAGGCAGCUUUAAUCUCUUCAAAAAAGCUUUUGUUGAAUGCAUCCUUGUUUUGCUUAUUAUUUUGCACUUUGUGCUUUGCUCUACUUUGAUCCUCUACUUUGGUCCUCACCUCUAUUGUACAAUUUUGCUAACUUUAUCUAAUCUUCUUUAGUCAUUGCUGAUAUAUUUCUGGAGAAGAGCUAAAAAUCACGGUGUGGAAGAGGAUAUUACGGAAGAGAGGCUUCAAUUUUGGAUCGAUCGCAGCACUCAAACAGCAACUUCCCAUGAUGCUGUUGAUGUGGAGAUGAUUAAAUCUAAAGUCCAGUAGUUUGAGUUAGCUGUGGAAUUGAGUUCAAAGGUUUUGAUUGUUGAGUAAAUAAAGAUUUAGAUCAUUUUAUUUAUAUAUCUGCUCCAUAUAUCUGCUCCUAUGCCUUUACCAAGGUAUGAGUUGCCGAUUUUCUACCCGGCUAAUGAAUAUCUGCAUAGCUUCCUUUUGUAAGGCUAGGAAGUUGGUGCAGGCUGAGGCUGUGCUUGUCGACGGGAUACGACUCGGUUGCCUUCCUGAUGCUGUAACCUAUAACACCUUGAUCAACGCAUACUGCUGCUGUGUUGGGCUAGAUGAAGGGUACUCAAUUAUCUACAGAAUGAGAGAGGCGGGGGUGAACCCUGAUGUUAUUACAUACAAUUCACUGAUCGCAGGGGCUGCUCAGCAUUGCCAGCCCUUACGGUCGCUCGAUCUUUUCGAGGAGAUGUUGCAAGCUGGGAUCACUCCUGAUUCUUGGAGUUAUAACAUUUUGAUGCAUUGCCUAUUCAAAUCAGGUUAUCCCGAGGAUGCCUACAAGAUUUUUCUUGAUAUGACCUCGAAAAACAUCACCCCUUCUCCUACCACAUAUAACACUUUGAUCAACGGGUUGUGCAAGCAUAGGAAGGAAUCCAAUGCUUUGAGACUCUUUAGGAACUUGCAAAGAAUGAAUUUCCCUAUGGAGCUUGUGGCAUACAAUACGAUGAUUGAUGGGCUUUGCAAAUCCGGCAAGUUAAAUGAUGCUAGAAAGAUCCUUAAGGAGCUCGGAGAAACAAGCCUUGUACCCGAUACCAUAACUUAUACGACGGUUAUGAAGUGUUGCUUUAGAUAUGGAAAGGUCGAACAAGGUCUUGAGAUUUUUUCCUCAAUGAUAGACAACGGACACACUUCAGAUGUUUUUCCGUAUUGUACAGUAAUUAGUAUGUUACUUAAGAAAGGUAGGAUCAAAGAAGCUAGUACUUGUGCAGCAUCAAUGAUAAAAAGUGGCAUUCAGCUUGACAAAGCAUGUUAUAAUACUCUAAUCUAUCUCCAUUGCAAGGAGGGCAAUUUGGACAGUGCGUUCCAGUUGUUGAGUGCUAUGGAACAACGUGGCCUCGAGAGUGACGAAUACACAUUUUCUAUACUGGUUGAUGGCUUAUGUAAGAUAGGCUCCAUUGAUGCUGCUGAAAAGCUAUUACAUUUAAUGGAGAUGAGGGGUUUGGAUUCCAAUUUGGUAGCCUAUAAUUGCUUGAUUGAUGGGCUGUGUAAGUUUGGUGAGGUGGAUAUGGCCAUCAAGCUACUUAAUAGUAUGAAGUGGAAGGAUUCUUUUGCAUACACAUCAUUAGUUCACGGUCUCUGCAAGGUGCGUAGGUUCCAAAUGGCAUCCAGAUUCUUGCUAAAUGGUUUAAAGGGAGGCACUAAUGUGCUAACGUCUGCCCAACGUGCUGUUAUUUCUGGUCUUCGCCGAUUUGGGUUUAAAAGGGAUGCAAGGAAACUCCGGUCCGCAAUACAUGUUGCUCGACUUUUGCAGUAGUGUGCUAAGUAUGAAAUAGUAUGACAUGACAAGAGCAUGUAAUGUUGUAUGUGACUCAGGAAGACUUGCCAUGAUUGGGGAAUAGUUUUGGGAAGAGAGAAACAAACUGCUUAAUGAUUUCUUUCAACUGCGGGACUCCUUGAAAGUUGAAACAAAAGUUGGCACGUGCAACGUGAGUGCCUUUAAUGACUCUGUGAAAACCCUUUUUGGGAUCAUUCAAACUAACUUUUUGGCUACUAUUCAGGCUUCUUUUUUUUUUUUUCAACGCCAUGAUCAAUUUUCAAGAUGCAACUCUACAUUGUAUGCUGAAAGCACUGCACUUUCUUUUAAUGCGACAGUGCUAGCUUUUAUCACUUCGGAUAUCCGUCUGCCCUUAAACUUGACUUGCAACUUACCCUGGAAAAUGCUCUCACGCCGCUCUUCUUUAUAUAUAGAACGUCAGUGUAUGCAGCGAGAGGUGCCAAAUCAUGCCUGUUUGCCCAUUAAAGUUGCAUUGCAUGUGACCUGGGUUCAGAACAUCGAUCAUGGGACUGUUUGGUUCAUAUGCUGUGAACCAUGUAGAGCAACAAAAACUCCACAGACUGCCCAAUCGACAACGAUGUACAAUAAACCUCUGAUUCUGGUCACUCUUUAUAAUAUGUGAAUUCAAAAGGAUUGGAGCAAAUGCUGUACACAGUGGAUGCCUGGUUAUGAGCUAUUUAUUUAUUUUCUAGUGAGCGAAGGGAUGAUCCUAAGAAGGCAAGUCAUAAUAAGAAGCUUCAGCUUGUGUAAAAUGCCUAAUCUGCACUUUAUUUAUAACCUACACAGAAGAGACAAAUUGGUAUUAUCAAUUCCUUAGAGCUCGAUAUAGAGAUUCAUGGCAUUCUUGCAUCAGUUACUUUGGUGAGAUGUGAUGGGAAAUUAUAUACUCCAGUAUUCAGAUCAUCAGAGAGUCAUGCUCAUUUGAAAUGGUUGCUAUCUUCAUUGUAUUCUUGCAUCUUUUGCUAAGGGAGCAUUACAAAGAAUCCAAGAUUGCUAUUUUCCUGCAAGAAGGGAUCUAUUAAUCUAUUUUUUCUUUUGAUUCCUCGUUCUCCUAACGAGCAAGAAGCCAUGAAAGUUCUCUGCUGUGGCGUUGUUUGCUAACCUCACUCAUAAAAUUGAAUGUCAACUGUUCUUCGUCAAUAAAUUUUUAGUGUGUUUAGCUACAAAUAGCAUAAAGUCGAAACCUUCUGAGGCAAUUGUGGAGGUAACAUGCCCUGGAAUAUGUGUAAAUUUUCCUUUUAUUGGUAUUUUAAUAGGCCAUAAACACUUCAUGGAUUAUUACUCAGCA
This is a messenger RNA of Ananas comosus (pineapple), 3512 nucleotides long. RefSeq names its product putative pentatricopeptide repeat-containing protein At4g17915. Gene Ontology annotation, molecular function: protein binding; 5-formyltetrahydrofolate cyclo-ligase activity. Gene Ontology annotation, biological process: tetrahydrofolate interconversion; folic acid-containing compound biosynthetic process. The transcript has 6 exons. Lineage: Eukaryota; Viridiplantae; Streptophyta; Magnoliopsida; Poales; Bromeliaceae. Gene Ontology annotation, cellular component: mitochondrion. The record is from RefSeq and is a predicted model, not a curated record. The coding region runs from base 833 to 2203 and encodes 456 amino acids.